Molecule: messenger RNA, 3470 nt
Organism: Hemiscyllium ocellatum (epaulette shark)
Lineage: Eukaryota; Metazoa; Chordata; Chondrichthyes; Orectolobiformes; Hemiscylliidae
Gene: gins1
Product: GINS complex subunit 1 (Psf1 homolog)
Exons: 7
Coding region: 131-721 (196 amino acids)
Biological process (GO): DNA replication; DNA strand elongation involved in mitotic DNA replication
Cellular component (GO): GINS complex
Source: RefSeq, a predicted model, not a curated record
GCGCUCUCUGCUCGGUUUUGGCGGGGGUUCGGAUUGAAGAUUUCUGUUCCAUGUUUUCAGCUCAUUGGUGUUUAAUUUCUUUUUGUGUGUGGUGAGGUUUAUAGAAUAGCGUUUGCUUCUUCUGUGAAUAAUGUUUUGUGAAAAAGCUAUAGAGUUAAUCCGAGAGCUCCAACGAGCAGCGGAGGGUCAACUGCCCGCUUUUAAUGAGGAUGGUAUCAGGCAAGUUCUUGAAGAGAUGAAAGCUUUGUAUGAACAGAACCAAACUGAUGUGAAUGAGGCUAAAUCUGAUGGCAGGACAGACUUAAUCCCAACAAUCAAGUUUCGUCACUGCUGUUUGCUGAGGAAUAAACGCUGUAUUUUAGCAUAUCUAUAUGACCGUCUAUUGCGAAUUCGAUCAUUAAGGUGGGAAUAUGGAAGUGUUCUACCAUCGAGAAUUCGGUUCCACUUUGCUGCUGAGGAGACUGAAUGGUUCAACCAGUACAAAAAGUCACUUGCCACAUACAUGAAGUCUAUUGGAGGUGAAGGAGGAUUGGAUAUAACUCAAGAUAUGAAACCUCCAAAAAGUUUGUUUAUUGAAGUAAGGUGUUUGAAAGAUUAUGGUGAAUAUGAAAUUGAUGAUGGUACUACAGUGCUUCUGAAGAAAAACAGCCAGCAUUUUAUGCCCAGGUGGAAAUGUGAACAGCUAAUUCGUCAGGGGAUCCUGGAGCACGUGCUGUCCUGAGUUCCAGUUUAAAGAAAAUUACUUUUUAAUUCCCUUUUGGUUACUUACUUAAAACUGCUGCUUUGGUUCUUGGCAGUAUCUUGUAGACAGUGAACUAAAAUGUGAUUUAAUUGUGAGCAUCAGCUUUAACUUUUCAGCCAGUUUUAAAAUUCUUUGGCUGUUAGUUUAAUUCUCCUUUUAUAAUUAGAAACACUAAUUUUCAUGUAAGAUUUCAUGAGGUUUAUGUUUAUAGUUUAAGGAGCAUUGAGAACUAUAAUAGGCCUUGUAGGUUUCAGACAAAUCAGAUUGUAAUAAGAAACUAAGUCUACAUCACAGACAUGGGUUGCUAUUUGGUAGUUACUACAAUUGUAUACUCAAGCGAAUAUGGAUAUUUACAAAAGGUAUUAACCAUGAUCAUGCUAUGGGAGUCUGCACCUCAGUUGCAUGAACUGAUCUAUGUAACAUGAAGGGAAUUAUGAAAAAAAAUGUCAUUAGUGCAGGGAGUGGCUGUAUUCUGAGCCAGGACACCUGGGUUCAGUUUUCUCUCUUCCCCUAUGCCUUCUCCAGGUGGUAUGUAAUAAUAUCUCUAACAGAUUGAUUGAUUAGAAAAUGUCCAGAGAAGAUAUUUGUUGGCACCUUUGGAACAGUGAAAAUGUCCCUAUCUCUGCCCCAGAAGGCCUGGGUUAGAGUCCUACCUGCUUCAAAGAUGUGAAUAAUAUGUCUGAACAGGUUGAUUUUUUAAAAAAAAUCCAGCGAAUAAAUUAGUUUAUGGCACAGUAGUAGUAUCCAUACUUCUAAACCCAGGCCUCCUCGCUCACAGUUCCCCCUCUCCAUAAGUGUGUCAUAAACAUCUCUAUACAAGUCAUUUGAAAGUAUGUAAAUAAUUCAAAUCAAUAUAAUUGGAUAAUUUUUAAUUUUAUAAAAGUUUAUCAAUAGUAUCAAAGUCAGUUAAAUUUUAAAAAUAGUUUCUUAACAUCAGGGUCAGCAUUUACAGAUUGUCUUCAAAUAACUGAACAUUUGUACAUAGUUUUCAUAUCAAAACUCCAUUUUGCAUAUCCAGUAAUCAAGCUACUUUAGGAAAAAAGUAAAUAUGACAAAACAAGAUCAAAUACAGUGAAUGUAAAAUAAAAAGUAACAUCAAUAUCCCACUUAUUCAACAGUAUGAUUAUAGACAUACAAAAAUGUACUUAAACCCUUGGGGUCUGUGCUGAGUGUUUGUGAAGUCUUUUGAGGGCUGUUACUAUUACAUUAUUGCCGUAGAUGCAUUACCUUCAGGAAAAUCCAUACCAAUUAUUUAAGUCACUUUCAAAGGUAGGAGCAAGCACGUUAGUGUGGUUUAUUGAUGGGAAAAGUUGAUAAUCUUUAGUCAAGUUGUAUAAAACAGAUGUCCUAAUAAGCAACGGAGUUGGUGCAUAAAACAGAAUUGUACAAAAAUUUGGAGCAUUGCAUAAUAGAGGAAAAGAAUCUGAAUAGAAUACCAAGGGAGGACUUGAUUUCAGUUGAUUAUACAUGGAAAGAUCAGUAUCAAAAUAAUUUUAUUGGGAUGGAGGACUAUUAUUUGCUUUGUAAAAAGUGUCAGAGGUAAGUGGUCUUGCAAAAGCAAAAUACUGUAGAUGGUUGGAAUGAGAAAUAAAAACACGAAAUGUUAGAAAUUAAACAGCUUGGCAACGAGAGAAAGUGUAUUUCCAUUUUAAGACCAUCAACCCAAAAUGUUGAGUAUGGUGGUGUUUUGACACAUUUAAGAGAGAGAGGCUGGAGCAAUUUUUCUUAACACUCUGUUUAAAGCUGCAAUUUUCUCAUCCAGCAAGAAGUUCUUUCUCUCAGCACCUUUUUGCCGCUGCUCUGUGAUCUGCAAAGCUUUCAUCAACUGGGCAUUCUCCACAUACAGAUCCUUCAAUAUCGAAUCAGAUUUGGCAUUCUUUGCAUACUGCAGGCAAAAAAAAUAAUCAAUUUGUUACACUUACAUUUGUGCAGUAUUUAGCAUAGUAACAUGUCCAAAGAUGUUACUGGAGCACUCUGCCACAAUGGGCCAAUUUUCUUUUGAGCAAGUGCAAGUCACAUUGAGUUUGAAGGAGUUAUUUUCAGCACAAGGUGACUUUACUCUUUACUCAAUAUCUUAUCUUGGUAUUGACUGUGCUGUUUGGUGUUUUGGCCCACACAAAGUUCAAUCCCAUUUUACUAAACUCUAAAAGGUAUGUGUAAAAAUCUAUGGCAUUUCCAAACAAGCAACUAAUGUCAAUUAGCAAGCCAUUAUUAAUAAUGCAUUUAAUUAAAAUCCUCACACCACCCAAACAAGUCUGAAUUUAUUACUGCGCAGUCCUUACAGUCUAGAGAAAUGUGUCGCCAGAUGAGAAACACCCAAAGGACCUUAAUGAAAAAGUGGUGUAGUUGCACUGAAGAUAGGGGCAGCUUAUGAGGCAAACUAGCUUAUUUUUGCCUGUAAAUCCUACAUUUAAGAUAUUCUGAAGUGUACAAGUCUGAUAAACACUGCAUAUCUUUUAUUUUAAUGUAUUUCUGUUCACAUCAAGAUCUAAAGCAGUGGUUUAUGACUGCCAUAAUAUUAUUUGAUAUUAACCUUGUAGUUAAAUUUACUUGCCUGUUCCUUGAGCUGGUUCACCUUAUCUUGAAGCAUCAUUCGUACAUGUUUCAGCUUUUGUUCAACCUCCUCCAUUCUUUCCUCCAUUUGCUUUAGAAGUCUUUUGUACUCCUCCUGAAAUGGAACACAAUGUCCAGGCUCUUGAAUAAAAGAAAUCAUUUUUUCACAACUCAA